Penicillium brasilianum is the source of this 3587-nucleotide messenger RNA. The record is from the annotation of a GenBank genome assembly. NCBI's taxonomy places the organism in Eukaryota, Fungi, Ascomycota, Eurotiomycetes, Eurotiales, Aspergillaceae.
UCAAUAUAGUUCCGCCUCGCUCGUCGUUGCAGCCCGAGUUGAAUCAUCUUAAUCCCACUAGAGAGACCAUCGGGCGUCCAUGCAGCUGUCCCCCACGCCAGUCGCCAGUUGAGCGGGGGCCAAAAGUCUUCUCCUCUUUUUGUUCCACCGUAUAGCGAGUUGGGUUCCAUCCCUCCAUGGGCUUUCCCCCUCGAGGGCGUUCCAUGCAUCGUACCUGAAUGUGAGCUUAUUUCACUUCGCACUGUCUUAUUCGAGUCCCGCUCGAUCGAUCGCCUAGACACAUAACGGCCAUUUUUCGAUGGCAUGCUCGGGCCUCUCCCGCAGCCUCUCGUGCGAUCGACGCAAGCGCUGUGCCACUCCGACCUUUAGCGACCAGUGAAAAGUCGCACCUGCCCAACUCAAGCGCCAGGCAGCACGCGUGGGAAUUGGAGACGAAAAUAGGAUCACAUUCCCACCUCAGUGGCGGUGCAGCAUCUCCUCCCUCAGCCCUUUUUUUUGACCAGAGGGUCCAAGAAAGCACGGACAAGAGGACGGUGAAGUGUAAACGAACUGCGACCGAUGAACCAGCGGGCCCAAGGUUUCCUGAAGGGAUCCACCUCCUGCGGCUAACGCUCCGGCUACGACUUCUCACGAGCCCACCAUGUUUUUUCCGGUGAGACCUAACAGCGUAAAGAGUCGGAAACCCAAGUCCUCCUCCACUACUUCCAAUAAACAAUCCCAACCAUCAACAAAGCGAACGUCCCAAGGACGGACCUCCCGCACCUCAACCAAGGAAACCGAGCCCGAAGAAUCCACGGCUCGCUCCUCCACUUCCUCGACCUCCCACACUCCUCCCCCACGACGGUCCUCUAUGCCAGGCCUCGACGCCGCAAGCCGAGCCGGAACAGCCUCGUUCCUGGAAUCGAGGACCAGCCUUCCAUACCCCAACUUCUCCAAAGCGCAUUCCAAAGAAGAUGUCCGCCACCGAGACAUCCCUACCCCAGACCCGACCGACUUGACCGCUCAGAAGGAAAAUGGACCCAGCCACGACCGCACCGAGAAUCACCAUGCCCCUCCCAGCCCACCAUUGACCGGUCUCGACCAGGAAUCAUCUCAGAAGGGUAGUGCGGUCGGCAAGCAAGAUGAUAAAGAUACGGAGAAGCCCAAGGCGAAGAAAGCAAGCAUAAAGAUUCGGACCGAGGUGAACCGAUCGUCAUCCAGCCUUCGAUCGAAGAGAGAUGAUUCAACCAAGUCCAGCAAGACGGCGCGGGCAGAUACUCCGAAGUCGAAGUCGUCCAGAUCCGACAAGGAAGCUUCGUCGCCUCGUGCCAGUCACAAGCCAUCGAAGACGAACCUCUCCGAUGAGAAGAAGUUGCCCAAACGAUCCAGUCGCUCGACCAUGUCGCCCUCGCAGUCAACAGUUCGCGAUGUGGGCGCGGAAUCGGCCAAUGGAUCUGAUGCUACCUCAAUUGCCCCCAAUCAACAAUACUCCGCACCACGAAAACCCAUGACCCCGCCGACAAAGCCCCCCUCUCGCAAUCAGACACGGUCGGCGGCCUCCCACCACCAUAAUCCGAGUGACGACUCGAUUGAUUAUGGCAGACCUGUAAUGCCAGGCCCAGGAUUUGGUGCGCCACCGCCGCCUCCACCCCCACCACAGGUGCCUCUUACUAUCCCGAGGGUUGACUACCUUCUUCAACAUGGAGGUCUAGAUCACCGGGUUGCGCGAACACUGCUCCCUGUCCCCGCCACGCCCGAUCCAUUCUCUCAAUCCUCUACUCAGUCUCAGCUGGCAGCUGCCAAGGUCUUCGAUCCGUUCAGCCACCUGCUGGAUGAUUACCAAAAGGUCAUGAGCAAGAACGGAUCUCUAGCGGUUGCGACUGGAUAUCGAUCCGUUGCACGUCGAUUGCUCGAUCGUCUUGAGGCUGUAUUCGCACGUGACAUCUCCUCAGAGCCAUGUAAUUGUCUGAUGUGUGAUCGCGAUACGGAGGAUCGCCCGGAGGGUGUCAGCUGGGGAGAAGUACUGGAGUUAGUGUCUGGACGUCGAGAGUUGCCUAUGUGGCCGCCGUUCAUGAUGGCUGCGACCACCGUGGACACGGGGUCUUCUGGCGAGGAGCACAUUCCCAUGCAGAAGCUUGAUGUCGAUGUCCCCGAAGAAUACCGCGAGCACUUUAUCCGUCAAUCUCGCAAGACCAAGGUCGCCGUUGACAAAUGGCUUUCUGAGCAGACCGAUUCGGCGAGCAGUGCGCCUGAAGAAGUCGACGAUGAGACAUUGACCUUUGCGAUGCUUACCCACCUUGAACCCCACCAGCGCUCCGUAUUCUGUGCUCUCCUUGGUAUCAAUUCUUCGACCCCCGUCCCACGUUCGGGUGAUGAGAAGCCUCGACACAGACCAUCCCCGCUUGUUUCUUCGUCACAGGCCAUCCAGCGACUAUACCGCCUUCCGUCUCUGCCUCGCGACCCGGAAACGGCCAUGUUUAUGCUGAACAACCCUGGUCUGCAUCAUGUCUUGGCAACCCUUGCAGCCAUUACUGACGAUGAGUGGGAAAUUCUGAUAUCUGGCCGAUUUGAUGGCUUCCUUCGCAGCGGUGUCGAAGAUACCGUUCCACACUCUCGCUGGAGUGGCAAUCGUUCCAAUACCCCGUUCAGCGCUACGGGAAUUUCGCGCGGAUCAACACCCAAUUACAUGGACGGCAGCUUCCGGCCAGUAAGCCAGGCCAACGGAGGUCCAACUUCGCCUGCCUCCUUCGGGGGGCCAAUCGCAUUAGACGAGGAAACGGAAAUCGCCGCCUUGGCUGAAAUCGAACGAGACAUAUUUCUGGGGAUGGAAGCUCUGGAAGAUGCCUUUGAGGCACUCCAUCUCAAAGCAGAGGCCGUCCGCAUUGCACUGCGCGAACGAGGUGCAGGUCUCUCCGUCGCCAACCAAAGCCGACGCGGUUCCUACGUCGAAGCGCGUCUGGGAACCCCAGCCUCGGGCAUAAACGCCUGGGAGAGCGGUACAGAGGAUGACUUCCUCAUGGAUGACGACCGCUCUCUGGCCCCAGACGAUUCCGCCAGUAACAUUAGCUCGAACCGCCGCCGCCGACCUAAGCGGCGUACCGAGCGCCGAACCCCGGCUCCAGUCGAGGAAGAAGAUGAGGACGAGGACGCGGUGCAUGUCAGUCGGCGCGACAGCCGAAACUCGCGGCGGAGAUAGGCUCUGUCGUAAGGUUUCGCAAGAUUCUCGAUCUUUUUUAUCCUUCUACGACAGACAAGUGCAGAUUUAGGAUUGCAUGCGUGGUGGAUAUGUGAUUGUCUCGGGUGCUGCUGAUUGAUGAACUGAUGAUGAUACCCACUCCUCUGCACUUUCCCACCCCUUUUCACCAUACGACAAAGGCUUUUGGCCUGCUGCAUUCGUACAUUUUAUGAUUUUGUCCAUUAUUGGCUCCUUUUAGCUUCUUAUUUAUGAUUCAUGAAUGUCAUGAGUGGUCCUUGAUAGGAAUCGUUGACCUAAAAUGAAUAUCAAUACACCAUCUUAGUUUUGCAUUCUUUGAUUAUUUCACGCUUUCUUCGUUCAGUAUAGAAGCACAAUUAGCCACUUUGAGAAUGUGAAAAAGUCAUUACAACUU